Messenger RNA from Tetrahymena thermophila SB210, 2334 nucleotides. RefSeq lists its product as hypothetical. The transcript has 2 exons. NCBI's taxonomy places the organism in Eukaryota, Ciliophora, Oligohymenophorea, Hymenostomatida, Tetrahymenidae. The record is from RefSeq and is a predicted model, not a curated record.
UUACUUUAAUAAUUUUUAAAUUAAAAAUAAUAAAAUAUCUCAAUGAGUUAAAGUGUUGUCCAUUCAAGAUAGCAAUCAAAAAAUCAAAAAUAGCUCUAAACACUAAAAAAGGAAAAAUCUAAAGGAGAUUUGGAUAGCAGAGAUCUUUGCUACUCUCCACAAAACAAAUGCUACUCUUUAAUUAAAAGAUUUCAUAAAAAGUAACCAGAUAAUUUUGAAAAUUCACACUUAAAGUAUUUGCAGAAUGGAAUCAAAGAUAUAAGUAAAAGAAAUAUUAAUUUUUAGAUGAAAGCUAAUGAAAGUAAUUAAAUCUAACACUAAGAUAGAAUAAAUUUGCACAAAAGAUUUACAGAUCCUUAUUUGAAGGAAGAAUAUAUAGAAUAGCAUCUUAGCGACAAUAGUAAAAGCAGGUUAAAAGAUUAAUAUGUGAACUCUAAUUUAAUAUAAUAAAAGUAAAAUGCCAAUUAAUAUUAUCCAAAAUAAGGAUCUGUGAAGCCAAUAAGGACUAUUUGUUUGAAUUUAUAUGAAACAUAAGAACAGUAAGAUUAAAGUUUUUAAUUAAGUAACAGAAGAGAUACAUAAUAAUAGGAAAGUAUACUAUAAUCCAGUAACUUAGAGUUAAGUCAAUUAAACAAAAGCGUUUAAAACCAGCAAAUUAUAAGUAACCAAUAAAUCAAUUUGGGGAAAGUGUAAUUUAUAACUAAUUCAUCCACAACUUAACUAUCUAACUCAACAAGGUUUAGUCCAAGGUAGGGUAUAAAUUUUAUCUCUUAAAAUAGUUAAUAGAGUAUUAAGUAAUGUUCGAAAGAGUAAUCAGAAAAUACUAUAGCUUGUGGUAAUUUAUUUGGUUUUCCUGAGAGCAGUGAAUCAGAUUUGAAUUAAAACGACUCAACAAUUACAACACCAACAAAAUACUAAUAAUUUUAUGAAGGAUAAUACAAUUUAGGUAAAAACCUACCUCAGCAUUCUAAACCUUAGCAAAAAAAUUAGCCUAAUGUUCAAUCUAAUUCUUCUUUUAAUAAGAAUAAUUAUCAAAUAUCUACAACACCAAAAAUUUUGAAAAAAAAUAAUCAGUAAAUACAAGAUAAAUCCACAAACUAAAGUUCUUAGAAAGAAAAGUGUCAUUUAGCGAAUAAUUCUGAACAUUCAAUUAAUGCUAAUAACAGUCUCAAUUCAUCAAAAGUAAAUCUAUGCUUUUAUUUGAAGGGGACUGGAGGAAAAUAAGUAUGCUCUCCUAAUUAAUUUUCACUAAUAAACAGUAAUAUAAAUUCAAGAAAAAGCUCAAAUUAAAUAAAUAGCUGCGAUUCUCAUUAAAUUUUUGGGGUUAACCUGAUAAUACAAGAUAAUGUUAAAGAAAAUAAGUGUAAAAAUUAAAUGAAGAAUUCAAGGAAAAAUAGCUUGAGUAAAAAUAAAAGUAAUAUAACUUAUUCAAAUGAUCUUCAAGGAACUCCAAAAUAAUCCCCAAAUUAAAUGAACAAAUAAUAACAAUAGUAAAAUGGUAUUCCUCUUAUAACAAAAUUUAAUAAAAAUAACUAAUACUCUUAACAUACUUCAUUCACAUAAUUACAAAAUAAAAUAAAAUCGUUCGAAGUUUAACCUGAAGAGUUUAUAACAAGUAAAAAUAGCUAAUAGACUUAAAUUAAUUAAAAUGGCUAGAAAAAUUUAAAUUCUAGUAAAAUUCUUUCAGCGACAAAUUAACAGUAAACCAACAUAACUAAUGUAAAUUAUACUUAAAUAAACUUAAAGACACCUGAUAGUCUCAUCCAGUCAUGCAAUAUGAAUGCAUAAAGAAUAACACAUUUUCCAAAUCUUGAACAAAAUUAUUAAAAUCUUAAAAAAGAUGUUAGAGAAAGAGAUAGGAGUUAAACAUAUACAUUAGAUAGUUAAAUAAGGUAAAGAUCAGCAUCAAGGGGACAUAUAUAAAUUUAAAAUAGUAAACCUUCAACACAGAAUUCUCAAUAAUUAUUAAAUAAAAGUUAAUUAAAAUUAAACUAAUCAAGCAGUUAACUAAAUUUAUCAACAGCAAACAGGACUACUUCUUAGUCUAUCAUUCCUUCCUAGUAUAGUGCUUUUAACUUUCAGCCAUCAUUCUUUACUCCUAUAGAUAAUGAUUCUCUACAAGGAUUUAUAUAAAAAUAAACAACAAGAAAUAAUUCUCAAGUUAAUGAAUAAAAUUAAUAGCAAAGCUAAUAAUUCUUUACAAAACAAAAAUCUUGCACUCAAUUUGAACUAUAAACAAUUACAAGUUUUGUUUAGUUAGAAGAAGAGAUAGAAAAGAAUGCUAAGCAAUAGUAAAUAUUAGAAUAGCAAAAGAAGGCUAAAUACCUCUUUUGA